Oreochromis niloticus (Nile tilapia) is the source of this 2110-nucleotide messenger RNA. Its product is annotated as zinc finger protein 771. Lineage: Eukaryota; Metazoa; Chordata; Actinopteri; Cichliformes; Cichlidae. Gene Ontology annotation, molecular function: RNA polymerase II cis-regulatory region sequence-specific DNA binding; DNA-binding transcription factor activity, RNA polymerase II-specific. Gene Ontology annotation, cellular component: chromatin; PcG protein complex; transcription regulator complex. Gene Ontology annotation, biological process: regulation of transcription by RNA polymerase II. The transcript is spliced from 4 exons. Bases 171 to 1469 code for a protein of 432 amino acids. The record is from RefSeq and is a predicted model, not a curated record.
CUCAGCAGAGUAGCAACAGCGGGAGAAGAGUUGCGCGUGCGCAGACGUGGCUGCCGUCCUAUGAAGCAGACCGAGCUCACACACAAAGUAUCGCUCCUGUUCCCGUCGAUCAAACACCAACAACACAGCGUCGCUGUCGCUUCUAUCGACCCGCCGGAGCUGAAGCAGCCAUGAGUUCAGCUGAGUCUCUGAGAGAGUUCAUACAGGAGAGGCUGACUGCUGUUUGUCAACAAAUCUUCUGCGAGGUUCAGAAAACCAUCGUCCAGUAUGAGGAGGAGAUCGAGCGUCAGCGCAGACUGCUGGAUAUCAGCCGGAGACCCGAGACACACUCACACGGCUCAGAAUUCCAACAGCUUCAUGUUUGUGGGAAAGAGGAGCCUCUAACAGAACAGCAGGUCUUUAACCAGGAGAUGAUCUCCAGUGUGGACCAGGAGGACCCGGAGCCUCCACAGAUGAAAGAGAGACAGGAGGAGGAACCCUGCAGCAGUCAGGAUGGAGAGCAGCUGGGAGUGAAGCAGGAGGCUGACGGCGUCAGAACGGAUGAUGAGUGGCUCAAACUGCUGGCGACCAUCUGGAAACCCGAGCUAAAGCUGCACAGAAUAGACCUUCAGCAACUAAAUGUCUGUGAGGAAGAGGUGGAGGAGGAGGAGCCACUCACAAACCAGGAAAACUAUAACGAAGAGAGGCGCUCCAGUGUGGACCAGGAGGACCAGGAGGACCCAGACCCUCCACAGUUUAAUGAGGAACAGGUCGAUCUCUGCAGCAGUCAGAAGGGAGAGCAGCUGGGAGUGAAGCUGGAGACUGAUACCCUGACGGUGACUCCUGCUUAUGAGGAAAGUGACCACAGUGAAGCAGAACCAAACAGUGAGCAAAUCUGUCACAGCUCUGCUGAAGCAGAGAGCCGAGAUCAGGAAGAAAGUCAGCAUGUGGACUCAGGGUCACCUGAAAAUGCAGAGGUGAAGAAGAUCAUACGUCGCAAAAAGAAAAGUGACAGUAAUAAAGUCGAAGAUCCUGCUCUGUCAGAGAGUCAGGGUCAAAGUGGGGCAAUAAAAAAGACUGAACAAUGUGACAUCUGUGGGAAAAGUUUUCAGUUUAAAUCACGCCUGAUUGCACACGUGAGAUGUCACACAGGUGAGAAACCAUUUUCAUGUAGCACCUGUGGAAAAGCAUUUGUGUUUAAAUCCAAACUGAAUAUACAUAUGAGACGUCACACAGGUGAGAAACCAUAUUCUUGUAGCACCUGUGGUAAAACCUUUAACUGUACAACCUACCUGAAAAAACAUGUCAGAGUUCACACAGGUGAGAAACCUUAUCCUUGUAGCACCUGUGGGAAACAAUUUAGUCAAUGGAUACACAUGAAUCGCCACAUGAGGCGUCACACAGGUGAGAAGCCAUAUAGCUGCAGCACUUGUGGUAAAAGAUUCCCUUACAAAUCAGGAUUGAAAGUUCACAUGAAUACACACAGGUGACACGGUUAUGUGAAAGCUGUAGAAUCUGUGGGAAAAGAUUUUGUUAAUGAGACACGUCAUAAUUUAUGUUGCUUAAAAAUGUUAUAUUUAGAAAAUGUGGGCCAGAGUCAAAGCAGUGUGUUGGUGGUAGAGCUCACACUGACCAGGAGUCAAAUCAUUGCGACACCCGAGUGAAAAGAUGACCAAUAUUCAAAUUAGCAUUUUCUGUCCAGAGUAGUAAAAACUCUCAGCAUUCUUUAUAAAGUUCAUUACUUUAUUCUUAUAAUUGUAUUAGACAAAUCCUGAUGUUACAUUUAAUGAUGGUUAAAAUUCAGUGUGCUCCGUUUCUUCGAGAUCAUUGUUCUGAUCUGUUCUGAGCAUUGUUCUUUGAGAUCAUAGUACUGUUGUUUAUUAUUGCAUGUUAAAUUUGAAAGAGCGAUUUCAUUCAUUACAUUUUUGUGAAGUGUAAUCAGUAACAUAUGAAAGCAGCAUAAGAGAGAGCUCUCUCUUUUUUCAGUUUUUCUUUGUACAUUUCUAUAAGAAAACAAAAACAUUAUUACAUUUAGAGAACGUGUACCAGAAAAGUCAUUCAAUUUGUGUUUGGUUGUUUAUUUGUGUGUUGUAACAAUGGUUUUUGACAAUAAAUCCUAUACCAUUGCAAA